Messenger RNA from [Candida] anglica, 1263 nucleotides. Lineage: Eukaryota; Fungi; Ascomycota; Pichiomycetes; Serinales; Debaryomycetaceae. The record is from the annotation of a GenBank genome assembly.
AUGAUAGAAUUAAGAACAAAAUGGAGAAUUGCAGCUGCAUGCUUAUGGUGUUUCGGGUGUGGGUUUUCCGAUGCUGCUCCUGGGGCUUUGCUUCCAUAUAUUGAAGAUUUCUAUAACAUUUCAUAUUCAAUUGUUUCACUUAUUUGGAUGGCAAAUGCAGCCGGAUUCAUUGUAGUAGCUGCAUUCGCAGGCAAGAUCCAAAAAUGGUUUGGACUUCGAAAAUCUCUAUUGAUAGGAUGUAUCUCAUCUUGUAUCAUGUAUGGAAUGGUGCUGAGUGGUGCCCAUUUUGCGGUCAUAGUUGCGGGAUUCUUUAUGGGAGGAAUUGGACUUGGAAUCUGCUUAUCUCAGUGUAAUGUCUAUCUUUCCCGAUUAGAUGGCGGGUCUAUUUACUUGGCGUAUUUACAUACAACCUUUGGUGUAGGUGCUACGGUUUCUCCUCUUAUAGGUACUGCAAUGGUAAACAGUGGGGUAAAAUGGCAUUAUUUCUACACCAUUCUCCUUGGAAUAAUAAUUGCUAAUGGUGCAAACUUAUGGUUUGCAUUUGAGGGAGAAAAUUUCGCCGAAACUAACUCAUCCGAUCCAAAAGAUUCAGAAGCAGUAGUUCCAGAAGAACUCGAAGGUCAAGUCACCAGUAAGAAUGCUUCCUCAGGUGAAAUGUUGGAAGCAAUGAAAAACAGAUCUACAUGGUUAAUGUCAUUGAUCUCUUUGUUCUAUCAAGGAGCAGAGGUUGCAUUUGCCGGUUGGAUUGUUACUUACCUAAUGGAUUACAAAAAGGGUAGUACAAAUGCAAUAGGUUAUGUUGCUUCAGGAUUCUGGGGUGGUCUUACACUUGGUCGCCUCUUCCUCACCCCUUUACUAUUCAAAUACUGUGGUAUUCGUAUGAGUUUCUACAUAACAGGGGUGUUAGCGAUAGUUAUGGUAGUGGCCGUGUGGGUAACACCAAAUAUUAUAGCAUCUGGUGUCUUUGUGGCCAUUGCAGGAGUUUUAGCUGGUCCAAACUAUACCUUAAUGUUUGCUAUAACUCCGCGGAUGUUUCCUAGAAAGAUUCAAAUGAUUUCAGUUACUUUCAUGACCGCCUUAGGAUCUAUCGGUGGAGCUAUUUUCCCAUUUGUAGUGGGGUUAAUAUCUCAAUAUUCUGGUACAUAUGUGGUACUUCCAGUGUUUGUGUCAUUGUAUCUGGUCAUGGUUAUUUUAUGGUUAGCCUUACCAAAUGUGGAGAAAGACUUUAAGGCGGGUACCCCAUGGUGGAAAAGAAUCUUGUGA